UUGAUUAGGCAGCAAGUGGUGAGUGGAGGGCAAAAUGGGCAUUCAACACUUUUUUUUUGCCAAAGCAGCAGAAAGGAAAGAUCAGGAGAGGCAGGAGUCUGGAGAUGCGUCAGGGUUACAGGGACUCUCACCGCCCAAUCAGGGGGAUGCACAAAUGCAGCACUUGCCCCCUAUAAAGCCCCAGUGCAUGUGUUGCUCGUCUCCCUUUGAAACUCAGCAACAGCUACCGGGACCAGCUGGGCUUGUGGUUAGAAGGCUACGCACAUACUCAUUGAACUGUGGUUAGAUCCAGCGAUGAGGUCACUCAUGUGGUGUCAGAGGAGAGCCAGGCUUCAUCCCUGUGGAAGUGGCUGAAGGAGUGUGCCCUGAAGAAUCUACCCAGCAUGCAUGUGUUAGACAUCAGCUGGUUCACUGACAGCAUGAGAGAGGGGAGACCUGUUGCUGUGGAGACCAGACACCUCGUUCAGGACACCUUGCCCACAUUGCCAGAAGGUUCUACACCCACUCCUGUGGCCACCGUUUCACAAUACGCCUGCCAGAGACGGACAACCACAGAAAACAAUAACAAGAUAUUCACAGAUGCUUUUGAAGUGCUGGCGGAGAACUAUGAAUUCAACGAGAUUGAGGGUCCAUGCCUGGCCUUCAGGAGAGCUGCGUCUGUCUUGAAGAGUCUGCCCUGGGCAGUGCGGUGCCUGGGGGCCACUCAGGAUCUGCCCUGCCUGGGGGAACACACUAAGUCAGUCAUGGAGGAGAUCCUUCAACAUGGCCGUUCGUUUGAAGUCGAAAGAAUACUUUCUGAUGAAAGGUAUCAAACACUUAAGCUGUUCACAAGUGUGUUUGGGGUUGGACCUAAGACGGCUGAGAAGUGGUACCGCAGAGGGCUGCGCUCAUUCAGCGACAUUCUGGCAGACCGCAGCAUUCAUCUAAACCGGAUGCAACAAAGUGGUUUUCUGCAUUAUGAAGACAUCUCCAGGGCUGUCAGUAAAGCAGAGGCCCGAUCCCUGAGGAACAUUAUUGACGAAGCUGUCCAUGCGAUCACACCGGCCGCCAUACUUGCACUGACAGGUGGCUUUCGCAGGGGGAAGGAGUUUGGUCAUGACGUAGACUUUAUCGUGACCACACCUGAGCUGGGGAGGGAGGAGACGCUGCUACCAGACAUAAUUGAUGAACUGAAAAAGCAAGGCAUUCUGCUGUACUGUGAAUACCAGGCCUCCACCUUUGAUAUAGCAAAGCUUCCCAGCUGCAGGUUUGAGGCCAUGGACCACUUUGCAAAGUGCUUCUUGAUCCUGCGGCUGGAGGGCAGCCAAGUGGAGGGAGGUCUCCACAGAGCCGAGGGGGACAGCAGGGGCUGGAGGGCAGUGCGCGUGGACUUGGUGUCGCCACCUGUGGAUCGUUACGCCUUUGCUCUCCUGGGCUGGACCGGCUCCAGGCAGUUUGAGAGAGACCUGAGGAGGUUCGCUCAAGUGAAACGGAGGAUGCUUUUGGACAACCAUGCCCUGUACGACAAAACCAAGAAAGAGUUCCUGGCAGCUACGACUGAAAAGGACAUCUUUGCCCAUCUGGGUCUCGAGUACAUCGAGCCUUGGCAGAGAAAUGCGUAGGCCUCCUCUCCUCCCCGGCUGGAUCAUACCCUGUGCGUACAUCAGUGUUUAUCCCAUCUGCUUGCCGUUCUGCGGCUCUCCUGUGAUUCACUUUCAAACAGCUUUUGAUUUCCAUACAGUUUUGUUUAGUCGUUACCAUCAUUGUAGUUGUUGUUGUUGUCUGGGCUGGUGUGUAUGAUUCAUAAUUCUGCUUAUUCACUAUUGUCUGUUAGCGAGUAAACACUCUCCUAUACCAUUCAUGGUUUGCCUGUCUCUAAGUGUUGUAAUCAUAGGCAGGACACAAAGACAAAUCAGCCAGAGUAUGAAUCGCCUGCGAGGUGCAGGAGAGAGGGAGUGUGAAAGAAGCACAGAGGAGAGAGAAAGAGGGAAGGGGGUGACCACAGAGAGAAAGGGAGGGCGAGGGAGAAGACAGGAAACGAUGAGAAAAGCGAGGGGGAAGGGGAGCUUUUGUCGAGCAAAAUGUUGUAAUCACCCUCCUCCUGGCAGGAAAGUGCUCGACGUGAAGCUGAGCCAGGUCUCUGGGGAAUUGAGAGGCGGGUAAUGAGCUUCAGAUAGAGGAGCGUUCGGCGUCGCCAUUUAGCCUCCAUUUAAGCCUACGUCCACUGGAGAUCAUUUAGCUGGCAUGCGGCAAUCCAAAGACCCACAGUCUCCGUUCUUGUUUCCACAAUGAAUCCCCUUCCCCAGAUGCUCGGCUGAAAUUAGAGGCAAUCAGCUGCGCCGGGAAAUCAUGAAGAAUUCAGACGGAAGGUAAAUGAGUCCACUAACCACAUGAAUAGGUCUUGGCAUUCAAAGCAACUCUGGCUCCAGUGCGUAAAACAUCCAUUAUCUUAUUGCUUUGACUUUGCCUUAUGUUUUAUGUAUGACAGUUGCUUCUCAAGAUUUGCGUCCUUAUUUUUCCGUACGGUGGCUCUGUAGGACAAUGAUCCACUAAUGAAGAAACUUUAUUGAUCCCUGUGGGCAAUUUGGGUAAGUCUGUUCCUCCAGUGAUGACACAACCUGCCCUGCUGUCCACACCCCAACCCACUUUCCCAUGAUGCUCAGCCCCCCGCUUUAUCCCAUGGCGCCUCAACAAGAGCAGAGACAGAUGAGAGCGAGGCAUUUUAGUGAAUCACCCUAUUUAAAGAUCUUUAAGUAGAACAGUCCGGCACUUUGAGGACUCGACCCGGGCCUCCUCCCACCACCCUGUCUUCUCUCUCCCUCUUGGUCUCUGUCUUUCUUUUUUCUCCUGCUGUGUUUCUCUCGCUAACACAAAACAAACUCUAAAGGCUCUGAGUUGCCCUGUUAACCAGACGGAGCAAGCUCCAGCACCCUGGUCUCCUGGGUUAUCUGAUGUUUUCCCUUUAAAGUGGGCAUGAAUUCUUCCCAAAAAAUAGAUCUCUCCAGAGUGAAAAAAAAACAUCAAGCUGACCUCAAUAAAUUUACAUUUGUCCUG
Epinephelus moara (kelp grouper) is the source of this 3033-nucleotide messenger RNA. It is a transcript of the gene dntt, whose product is annotated as deoxynucleotidyltransferase, terminal. Gene Ontology annotation, biological process: double-strand break repair via nonhomologous end joining. The record is from RefSeq and is a predicted model, not a curated record. Gene Ontology annotation, cellular component: nucleus. Bases 384 to 1601 code for a protein of 405 amino acids. NCBI's taxonomy places the organism in Eukaryota, Metazoa, Chordata, Actinopteri, Perciformes, Serranidae. The transcript has 13 exons. Gene Ontology annotation, molecular function: DNA-directed DNA polymerase activity; DNA binding; DNA nucleotidylexotransferase activity.